Sphaerulina musiva SO2202 is the source of this 3069-nucleotide messenger RNA. Its product is annotated as Syja_N-domain-containing protein. Gene Ontology annotation, biological process: phosphatidylinositol dephosphorylation. The record is from RefSeq and is a predicted model, not a curated record. Gene Ontology annotation, cellular component: intracellular membrane-bounded organelle. The transcript has a single exon. Lineage: Eukaryota; Fungi; Ascomycota; Dothideomycetes; Mycosphaerellales; Mycosphaerellaceae. The annotation marks the transcript as partial. Gene Ontology annotation, molecular function: phosphatidylinositol-3,5-bisphosphate 5-phosphatase activity.
AUGGACCAAGGUCCUGUCGACGCCGGUCCGACGGGUGACAGCGAAUAUGGCGACGACCCGCGACGGGCCUACUCGCCGGAGCAUGAUCGCGCAGCUUCACGAGCGAAGAGUGGCUUUCGUAGCACCUCCGUGCGACAACCAGCCGUCCAGCAGAAUCAAACAUACCCUGGGAGUAGAUCUCGCGAUUUCACCACUGACGCUCCCGAACUCGAAGAUGGUAGUGACUCUGUAGACUCCAGUGGAGAUCCGCCUCUCUAUGUGCGAGUCGGCGCAACUGCUGCGGAUAUUGCUGCUGAUGCUGCCGGAGACGAUGAUCAAUACAUGAAGGACCCCAGUGACAUCGAACAAGUCAAAGACGACGACUAUCGUCUUCACAGGAUGCACAAGUUCACUCUGUACGAGACGAAUGCCCGUUACUGGAUCACUGGUUCAGAUAUCACAGACAAGGCUUUUCGCCUGUUGAGGAUCGAUCGAACGAGUCCUCCUGGUCAACUAUCGCUUUUCGAGGAUGAGACUGUCUACGAUCGGCAAGAGAUGAACGACGUGCUCAACGCAAUUGACCAAGGCAACAGGUCCACUGGCGGGCUCAAGAUGAGGUUCAGCUUCUGGGGCAUGCUCGGCUUUAUCCGUUUCACCGAAGCGUACUACAUGCAGCUGGUCACCAAGCGCAAGCAAGUUGCUAUGAUUGGAGGUCAUUACGUGUAUCAAGUAGAAGGCACGGACCUCAUACCACUGACGACGGGCUCGAGUAGCAACUUCUUGCGUGAUCGCAAUCCAGAAGAGUCGCGCUUUCUGGGCAUACUCAAUAAUCUUGACCUGACAAAGUCCUUUUACUUCAGCUAUUCGUACGACAUCACUCACUCGUUACAGCUAAACAUCAUUCGACAACGCCAGGCUAUGAAUGAGGGCAUUGCUGUUGCAGCACAUGAGUACAAUGGCAUGUACGUAUGGAACCACCACUUACUGAAAUCCGCUGUCAACGCGCUCAAACAUCCAUAUGACUGGUGCUUGCCAAUCAUCCAUGGGUUCUUGACGCAGGCAGCUUUGGAUGUCUUCGGCCGGACCGUCUACGUCACCAUCAUUGGCAGAAGAUCGCGCUUUUACGCUGGAGCCCGAUUCUUGAAGCGUGGAGUCAAUGACCUUGGUUAUGUUGCGAACGAUGUCGAGACCGAGCAGAUUGUGGCGGAGAAGCUCACCACAUCCUUCCAUGCUCCUGCCCAAAGACUCUUUGCCAACCCUAAAUACACCUCUUAUGUGCAUCACAGAGGAAGCGUUCCCCUUUACUGGACGCAGGACAACAGUGGCGUUACGCCGAAGCCGAGUAUCGAGAUCAGCCUCCACGACCCUUUUUAUCAACCAGCAGCUCUGCACUUUGACGACUUGUUUGGUCGUUAUGGAAGCCCUAUCUAUUGCCUGAAUCUUGUGAAAGCUCGCGAAAAGACUCCACGAGAAUCAAAGCUACUUGACGCUUACGAGGACUGCAUUUCAUAUCUCAAUACUUCGUUGCCUGCAGACAAGAGGAUAUUGUACAAGGCUUACGACAUGGCGCGGGCGUCGAAAGGUCGGAAUAGCGAUGUGAUUGGUGGCCUCGAGACUAUCGCGAAGGAGAUCUUUGACAAGACUGGCUUCUUCCAUAAUGGAGAUUCUGACCUGUGUGAGCCACAAGCACAAAAUGGCGUCGCGAGGACAAAUUGCGUUGACUGCCUCGAUCGUACCAAUGCUGCUCAAUUUGUCAUUGGAAAGCACGCUUUCGCGCAGCAGUUGAAAUGCCUUGGUAUCAUCAGUACGGAUGAAGUUGCGUACGAUACAGACGCAGUCAAUUUGUUCACUUCGAUGUUCCACGAUCAUGGCGAUAAUAUUGCCAUGCAAUACGGGGGGUCACACCUCGUGAACACCAUGUCGACGUAUCGCAAGAUGGGGCACUGGCAGAGCUCUAGUCGAGACAUGGUCGAGAGCUUCAAACGAUACUACCACAAUUCGUUUCUUGACGGCCAACGUCAGGAAGCAUAUAACUUGUUCCUGGGCAACUACAUCUGGGCAAAAGGACAGCCGAUGCUCUGGGAUUUGGCAACUGAUUAUUAUCUUCACCACAGUGAUCCUAAGGCUUGGCUUGAGCGCGAGCGGCGCGACUAUAUCAAAUGGUACACUCCAGAGCAUCUCCAGCCUCGCGCUGUCCCAAAGAAAGUCCUCAAAGCUCGAGUGGCGAAAGAGCUGCACACAGCAGGCAUCGCGGCCUUCGAUGACUAUUGGAGGGAAUGCUACCGUCCUACAGCACUAUCGUCACUCGAGAAGGUCUACUCAUACAGAAUUACGUCCACCAACAAGUCUUUCCUGCCCGAGCGACCAUUUGGCGAUAACAAGUUCGACUUCAGUCCCUUCGUCCGUCGUUUAGAUCCUCAUAAACUGCAGCACUUGGAAUCACCCGAGAAGCCGCGACCGAGGAAAGGCGUCACGAUUGUCGACCCGCACGACACGAUACAGGAGGAGCCGGAUAAUGUUCCUCGACCGAUGACCGCAAACUCAUAUGAUAACGACUUACCGCUCGGCAUUCUUCGAGAACCUACAGUGUAUCGACUACACGGGGAGAAGUCAACUAAAGUACAUGCGGCCACAGCCAUAGGAGAGCAGGAAUUCAAACCCGCCGAUAAAGCGCAAAUGCAUCUCUGGACUUUGAAUCAGUUCCAUAGGCAAUCCUUGAACCCCCACGUAUCGGACUCCGAAGAACGAGAAUAUACGCGUUACAUCUCACAUCCUGCGAACAUUCCUCUGGUAGUCAGUACCGAGCUCCCUUCGGAUGCAAAUAUCGACUACGUGGAUUACGUGCAGAGAGCAGGUGGCGGGAGAAAUUCGGAGUACGAUUUUGAUGAAGAGGAUGAUAUGACGUUUGGGGGACAGGGCGUCAGCGAGGAAGACUUUCAGAGUUAUUUGGAUUAUCUGGAGGACAAGGAAGAUCCUCUGACAGUCAGUGAGGAGGAUGGGACGAAGAAGAGGUACAAGGCUUACAGACAAUGGCUGAAGGGGAAGAGUCUGUUCAAACAGAGUAAGGUCGAUCCCGAAUAUCGGGCUGAA